UUUUUCUUUUUCUUUUUUUUCUUUUCCUUAUUAUGAGUCCACCGACAAAACUGAAUAGAACGACUUCUUCUUUAUCUACAAGGAAUAGUCGGCGUUAUGUUGAGCCUUCUAUUUCAAGCGAACAACAAGUAGAGGAAGAGGAAGAAGAACCUCAAGACGACUCAGUUUCGAUAAGCUCAGCGGAUAGAGAAAUGACUUUAAAGGACCGUCAAGAAGUAAGCAUCCAAGCGAGAUAUACGAGUUGACAUUGAUCUUCUUAGGCCAUGAAUAAAAGCCAUCCCUUUGGCUUGCCUAUCUGGAAGCCUGCUCUUUAUAAAAAGUCUCGUUCAGUUGUCCGUAGUGCUAACCGAGCACUUCAUUCAUCACCUGCACCGGAACUAUUCCUAAAUCCAGGCAAUAUCUUGUGGUUUGUAUUGUUUGGUUGGUGGUUAUCAUUGACCAUACUUAUCAUCUCUGUUCUUCCUUGGGUGUGUUGUGGUCAUGCUUAUACUCGUGUGUUGAGAGAACUUGCAUUUUAUUUGCUUUGGCCAUUUGGUCGAUACGUUGAACGUCAAGUGGAAAUCACACCCACGCAUAUUGGAAGCACUUUGGAUGAAGAAACCGGUUUAUUAAACGGCCAAAAGAAGCAUAAAAGCAAUAUCAAGCGUAUUUUGAAGCUUGGACCAGCUGGGUUAGUCUAUUACUUGAUCUUCUUUAGCUUUAUUGCACCUUUGUUAUUUUUAGUAUCGGCUGUUUGCUGGAUGUGUGUCAUUUCGAUUCCCAUGGCCAAGUUAAACUAUAUCCUGAUACGUCAUUUGUAUCGCCACCCUUUAUCACUGCGUUUCAAAUCAAGUCCCUCAGGUCUGAUUCAACCAGACACAUCAGGCAAACCUUCUGUGAUCUUGCUCUGUACUUAUCAAGCCAUCGGUCUACAGUACUACAAGUACACGUAUGAUGGGAUCAACAUCAUUUUCAUCAACCUGAUACCGUUGGUCUUUUUUGUGAUUUUGGAUGAUUGGCUUCUGAAAGACCGUUUUCCAGGUACAUGGAUCACUGCUUCUGCUAUGGUGUUUGCACUUUCUUUGGCAUCGGUCAUCCCACUCUCUUAUUUUAUCGGUAUGAGUGUCAGUUCUAUUUCUGCUCAAAGUAGUAUGGGUGUAGGUGCAGUGAUCAAUGCCACCUUUGGUAGUAUUAUUGAAAUCAUUCUAUAUGCUGUGGCUCUUGUGAGUGGUAAGAGUGCAUUGGUAGAAGGUGCCUUGAUCGGCAGUUUAUUGGCAGGUGUGUUAUUGAUGCCUGGAUGUUCUAUGGUGAGUGGUGCUGUCAAACAAAAAGAACAAAGGUUCAAUUCUAAAAGUGCUGGUGUUACUUCCACCAUGUUGAUUAUGGCUAUCAUUGGUGCAUUGACACCUACCCUGUUCUAUCAAAUGUUUGGAUCCUUUGAGUUAAAAUGUAUUGGAUGUCCAGACAUAGUCAACAAUAAUGGAACCAUCGCUUGUUCAAGAUGUUAUUAUGAUCAACUGAAUCCAACCCAUGACCCUGUUUAUCAAAACAGUGUGAAGCCUCUCAUGUGGCUCUGUGCUGCUAUUUUACCUUCUGCCUAUAUUAUAGGAUUAGUUUUCAGUUUACAUACGCAUGUAGACAUGGUCUGGAAGAACAACACACAUCAAAACAAGAACAAGUUAACAUACUAUCAACGACUGAUACCCACGCAUCUUAUUUCUCAAUUGAUUCAUCCUCACCAUGAGCCCACAGAAGACCAUAUCGAAGGCCAUUCCACUGCAGUCCAUUAUAAUCCAUCGCCACCCAUCAUGCAGUCACCUGUGGCACUUGCACUUCCUAAAGACAGUACUAUCCCACAUGCUUCCAUUCCUGUCGUCAACACACUUGUGGAUGAAGAUGAAAGAGAGGACGAAGAAGUAGCAGGUCAUGACUCACCUAACUGGGGCAGAAACAAGAGUUUUAUCAUCCUGUUUGGUUGUACACUCUUGUAUUCGAUUAUUGCAGAAAUCUUGGUAGAUACAGUGGACGAAGUCAUGCAAAACUUCCCUAUGGAUGAAAAGUUUCUGGGCUUAACUUUGUUUGCCCUUGUGCCUAAUAUCACUGAAUUCAUGAAUGCUAUCUCAUUUGCCAUGUAUGGCAACAUUGUGCUUAGUAUGGAAAUCGGUUCUGCUUAUGCAUUACAAGUGUGUUUAUUACAAAUUCCUGCUAUGGUUGCAUUUUCGUUUUGGUAUAAUUAUGGAAAAGAAGAAUUAGCUCAGUUUACCUUUAGGUAAGUAACAAAAAAAAAAAUGGUUGACAUGGUUAACAUUCUCUAUAGUCUUGUGUUUCCUCGAUGGGAUGUGAUCAGUGUGAUCUUUUCUGUCUUUUUGUUGACCUAUACUUAUCAAGAAGGAAAGGCUAAUUAUUUCAAAGGAAGUAUUCUCAUUUUAAGCUACAUUGUACUUGUCGCAGGAUUUUACUUUAUUCCAUCCUUUUCUGAACACAGUGUACUUAUUGGGUCACCUCCUUCAUUGCUUUUGUAAGCUUA
Molecule: messenger RNA, 2506 nt
Organism: Gilbertella persicaria
Lineage: Eukaryota; Fungi; Mucoromycota; Mucoromycetes; Mucorales; Choanephoraceae
Exons: 3
Coding region: 264-2252 (662 amino acids)
Biological process (GO): calcium ion transmembrane transport; intracellular calcium ion homeostasis
Cellular component (GO): endomembrane system; membrane
Molecular function (GO): calcium:proton antiporter activity
Source: RefSeq, a predicted model, not a curated record